CUGGGAGAGGCCGCAGGGCUCGGGACGAGCUAGCAGAAGAACAGGCCGUGUGUCACCCUGUUGUGUGGGGUCUUCCCUCUGACUUUCUCAGAGGCCAUUUAAUGGGUCAGGAGGCAGGAAUAAUGGCAGGAGCUGAGAGCAGCUUAAACCGGCAGAGGAAUUAUUUGGAACCUGGUGAGGGGGAACAGUGCUCAUCCUGUGACCGCAGGGUGUCUUUAAUUUCAGCUUUACGCCUUAAAAGUCACAGGCAGGUUUCCUGCCGAGGGCAGUCCAUUUCUUUUUCUUACAGAUGGGAAUUUGUUUUCACAUCAUGAGGAGGCUACAAGCUAGGAGCCACAGGUGAGACUGAUCCAAAUGCACCUUGGUUGCCUUCACACAACAUGCCUUCCACAUGUAGAACUUCCCUGCAAAUGCCUUGGAGUCUUUAGGUGGGGAGCACCAGCUGCACUCUGUAUUGCUGUAUUGCAUGGGCACACACAAAGGAGAGAAUGCGCUUGUGGGAUCCGUCUUGCAUAUGAGGCCGUGCCUUUCAGAUCAGCUCUCUGUUUGUGGCCGUGGUGUGUAUCUUUCUUUUUACUGUCCUCAUGCUCAUGUCUGUGUGUAGGUCGUGGCAGCUGAGGAUUAACAACUGAGGAUAAGUUAAAAAAAAAAAAGUCUGGUUGCUUAUUGUCAGGCAAUGUCUGCCCCCCUGCCCUGUGCCCUGAAUGGAAGCAUUCACAGGAGAUUUUGGUAUUUCCUCAGAAAGCCCAACAAUACAUGUAAUUUACAUGGGCAGCUGUUAAGCAAGUGGCCAGCGAACAGUCCUUUUUGGAUGAGCACAGAAGUACAGUUGUGACGCACAUGGCUGUCUUUGUUGUGUAGUCACAGCCUGUGUGUGUUUUACUCUCGCGUGAAAGGAUUUAUUCGUUUUCAAAAGAAUUCUAAAAGAUGUGUUUUUUGUGUAAUUGUGUAAAACCAUCGGGCUGGUGACUCAUUUACACUACUCUCUCUGAAUUCCUGGUUGCAGUAACGUCAUAACUGUACUGAAGUAGGCAGGAACUGAUGAAUAAAGUCAACACUUUAUCAAUACAUACUGGAACCAACAUAAAUCAGAGGAGCAGAAGCAACUGGUGGCUGAAUGGGCACAGGAAGCUGUGUUAUUGCUGCUUUGCGUGGCAGCUGGUUUCUUUUUUUUGUUUUGUCCUAGAUUUCUGCACACCUUCUUCCUGUACGGGUUUAAAUUUUCCCUUCGUCUGUCAUCUGCAGACUCACGGCUCACAGUUAGUUCCCAGAUAUUAAAAUGCAGAUUAGGUGUUAUUGAGUUGCAGGUGGUAUCUGCUGCAGCAAGGGUAUUGUCGAGGGUUAACGCGUUUCCAGAUAGCUCUCCUGAUUUGAAAUUGCAAAGCCGCGUCUGGAUGACAAAUUUGGAAUGCAUCACUUCUCUGACGAAGACGGUGCAUAGUUACCUCUCGCAAAAAAAGAGAAGGUGGGUUUCUUUCUCUUCCCGUUUAUGGAACGGGACCUGAUAAAGAAUCUGGAAUUGUGCUUUCUCGAUUCGAGAAGACAGACUGAGCACCGUUUUCAGGGAGCUGGGCGUCUCACCACCACGCGGCGCGUGAUUUAUCCGGUUCAGAGAGGCAUUGAGUCUCAUUUCAAGGUGAGCGCGCUGAGAGUAAUUCUAGUGGGGAUCUAGCCUUUGGAGGACCGGGUUCAAGAAAAAAAGCAAAUUUAGCCGCGAAGAUGUUCGCCCGACAGUCCAGAUUCCUGUGAGCUCCUGAGUCUCACAUGAGGCCCCCCAAGCACCACCUCUAAACCAUACGAAGGUGUACAGAGGCCUGGACAUCAUUACCAACAAGGUGACGGCGGAGGAGCAGGAGCUGUGCCCCCAUCACAUGAUCAGCUUCGUGGACCCCCUGGUCAGCAGCUUCACCGUGGUGGACUUCAGGAACAGGGCUCUGCCCCUCAUUGAAGACAUGCACCAGAGGGAGAAGAUGCCCAUAAUUGUAGGAGGCACCAACUACUACAUCGAAUCCAUAUUGUGGAAAGUGCUCUUGGACACCAAGCAGGACGACGGACAGGGGAAUGGGGCGGGUGACUCGCCCCGCAGGAGAGCAGAGCUGGAGAAGCUAGGGGGGCCAGAGCUGCACCGGAGACUGGCGGAGGUGGACCCAGACAUGGCGUCCAUGCUGCACCCCCACAACACUCGCAAGAUCGCCAGGAGCCUGCAGGUCCUCCAGGAGAUGGGGAUUCCCCACAGCCGGUUGCUGCAGGAGCAGAGGGAGCAGGAGGGGGCGGACGGCCUCGGGGGGCCCCUGCGGUUCGACGGCCCCUGCAUCUUCUGGCUGCACGCCGAGCUGCCAGCCCUGGACGCGAGGCUGGAGGAGCGCGUGGAGGACAUGCUGUCCGCAGGCCUGCUCGAGGAGCUGAAGGACUUCCACGAGCGGUACAACGAGCAGAAACUCCAGGACAGCGGCCAAGACUACCAGCAUGGUAUCUUCCAGUCCAUCGGCUUCAAAGAGUUUCACGAGUACCUGACAGCUGGCACAGACCGCAGUGAGGAGGAGCGACAGAAGCUGAUGAGCAAAGGCAUCGAAGCUUUGAAACAGGCGACCAAGCGCUACGCCAGGAAGCAGAACAAAUGGGUCCGAAACCGCUUUCUCAAACGGCCGGGGUCCAGCGCGCCUCCUGUGUAUGGGCUGGACGUCACCGACGUGUCUCACUGGGACGAGACGGUCCUCGCGCCGGCCCUGCAGAUUCUGGACAGCCUGCGCAAGGGGCAGCGGCCGGCCGCCGAGCCUCUCGCGCCCGGGGCCGAGGAGCGGGGCAGCAAGCGCCGCCGGCACGCCUGCGAGCUGUGUGAGCGGGUCAUCAUCGGAGACCUGGAGUGGACAGCCCACUUGAAGUCCAAGAGCCACCUGCACCAGGUGAGGAAGAAGAAGAAGAAGCUGGAAUCGGCUUCGGGCUCCCAGGGGUCCUCCUGUGUCUCUCCUCGCCAGGCUGGUGUCGCUAACAUACACCCAGGUUCUGACCCGGCCUGCCGGACGGACAGCGCGGCCGGCACCGCGGUGUGACUGGCGGGCCGCGGGGGGCCCUAGGUCAGUCAGUGUUUGUCUCGGCUGCGUCCGCGGCGGAGAAGCAGAGCCGGGCACUGACCCGCCCCAGGCCCGUCGUUCAGGAAGUGCCCCGGACUGGACUGCCGUUCCUCUGCACCAGCCCAGCGGGUCGCAAGCCGGCUCGCAGGAAGCCUCAUGGGAGGAGGCUGAAGUCCCGGCUCGGCGCAGCGGACUUUUCCAAGAAAGGGCAGCAGCCGGACGUUGAGUCUGACAGCUCGCUCUUGUGCCGCGAGAGGUGGGAGGUGUUUUUUCAGCUGAAUCCGGUAUUCUGUGGGAUUCUUCUCGCAGUGGAUUCUGGGGAAUCCCCUCCUGCAGAAGCGGCUCUGUGUGGUGAAAGUCACAAAUCGGUGGGGAAACACUGGGGAAUCCACAGUGGGUGGCGGUGGAUGGGUUUUCACCGGCAAGGCGCGGCCGAAUCCACUGUAACUCAGCCUCAGAACCCUCUUUCUCCUGGCCUGGGAUUCCCCCAGUGACAUGGCACAAGGUUUGUAUGACCUGGCCCCAACAACCACCCUUGACGGCAUCCACCGCCAGGACAGCCAGCACCUUCCCCUGCCCCGGGUGACCUCUGAGGAUACGGGGAUCCCUACAGCUGAGCCUGAAACCCUCUGCCUGAACCAGCAAAAUCUGAUUUUCAAGUGCUGUGGAUUUACCGAAGAAACUGUUCUGAUUAUGAUUGUGCCUUCUGUUUUUUCGCUUCACCCUGGACCCCUUGACAGAGGAAAGUGGUUGUAUUAGGCUGUUUCCUAGUGCCUGGCCUCUCCUGUGAACCUAUUCUAUACAAAGCAUACCACUCAGCUCCCCUGUACACAUACAGUACCUCCCUCCAUUUUUUUGGUGCCUUAAAACACCUGUCAGUUGGAGUAGAAGCUUCCGUCUGUGCUGGGACCCACACCACUGCAGGAUCUGGAUGAAGUGUGAUGCUGUUCUGUGAAGAGAAUACCAGGCACUGUAUUAAAAUCAAGAAAUUGAUCCAGGCUUUUUUAAAUAUGACUGUGUGGAGUUAACGGACUAUCAUGAAGCACAGCUGGACAGAGAAACCGAAGCCUCGAGAACUUUUAAGAGAGCUGAAUAAGUUUUUAAUAGAGCACAUGGACUGUGCCAUAUCUUAUUUGGGGGUUGUUUGAAAUGAUUUACUUUCUGUUAUUUGAACGUUAAUACACGUGUCUUAUUUUCAUUUCUGUGAAAAGGGGAUUCUUAAUUGUUAAUUCUUUAACCAAAAAUGAUUAAAUGAUUAAGUGAAAUGAUGAUUUCACUUCAGCGUUGUUUUAAUAGUUUCAGACAAAGGCAGACCUGUUCUAAUUGUCAAUACAAUAUACAUUUUAAUUCACUUUCCUCCCACAUUCUGGUAGGCGGUAUUUGAUGGAAGCACACAUUUUCAACAGUGCUUUCUACCGAUGAACUCCUGGUUUUCCUCUUCAGGUGCAAAUCCCUGCUUUCUCAGAGCAAACUAUAAAUUGAAACAGACCAUUCUCAGAGCAGUGACAAGCUUCAAGUAAAUAAAAAAAUAAAUAAUGAUUGCAGUUUUGCUGUUUUUCAUCAGUAUGCUUCCAAAUUACAGCAUGCCAAACGCAAGGGUGUAUAGUUAAAAAAGUCCACCUUCAGAAAUGCGUCUUUUAAAAAUAAAAAUAGUUAAACACUUUGGUUUCUGCUAGCUGCCAGACUCAAAAUUAAAAAGUUAAAUUUU
Molecule: messenger RNA, 4779 nt
Organism: Lepisosteus oculatus (spotted gar)
Lineage: Eukaryota; Metazoa; Chordata; Actinopteri; Semionotiformes; Lepisosteidae
Source: RefSeq, a predicted model, not a curated record